This is a messenger RNA of Dreissena polymorpha, 1267 nucleotides long. RefSeq names its product radical S-adenosyl methionine domain-containing protein 2-like. Gene Ontology annotation, biological process: defense response to virus. The transcript has 7 exons. Lineage: Eukaryota; Metazoa; Mollusca; Bivalvia; Myida; Dreissenidae. Gene Ontology annotation, molecular function: catalytic activity; 4 iron, 4 sulfur cluster binding. The coding region runs from base 183 to 1052 and encodes 289 amino acids. Gene Ontology annotation, cellular component: lipid droplet; endoplasmic reticulum membrane. The record is from RefSeq and is a predicted model, not a curated record.
UUGCAGCUACCGCUUGCAUACUCUGCGCGGUGCUUUUUGCGUUCCUGCUUGCGAUUAAUCGCUUUCGGCUAUAUAACAAACUGAAAGAACCUAAUAAUAAUCUGUGUGCCACGGAAAACACGAGCUGCGGUGAAAUAAAAUUGCAAAAUGGCGAACUGCCGGCUGGAAAACUGCCGACGAGAAUGCCGACUGUCAUGCCGUCGGAUGAAUACGCCGAAAAUGUAGUCCCACUAAGCGUGAAUUAUCAUUUCACGCGGAAAUGCAACUACAAGUGCGGAUUUUGUUUUCACACUGCGAAAACAUCGUUUGUGUUACCGCUUGACGAUGCGAAGAGAGGGCUAGAACUCUUGAAAAAUGCGGGCAUGAAGAAAAUCAACUUUUCCGGUGGCGAACCGUUCAUAGUGAAGAAGGGAGCGUUCGUCGGGGAGCUGGUUAAGUUCUGCAAACAGACGCUGGGCGUCGAGAGCGUCAGCAUCGUCAGUAACGGAAGUCUCGUCUCGGAGCGCUGGUUUGAGAAGUACGGUGAGUUUUUGGACAUUUUGGCUGUCUCGUGCGACAGCUUUGAUGCCGAUACAAAUGAGAAGAUCGGUCGACAGCAAGGACAGAAAAGUCAUCUGAUUAGCCUGCGAUCCGUGCAAAGACUGUGCGCUGAUUAUAAGGUGGCAUUCAAACUGAACACAGUUGUGAACACGCACAACAAGGAUGAGAACAUGGUGGAGGAAAUAAUGCACCUUAAUCCGUGCAGGUGGAAGGUAUUUCAGUGCCUCCUGAUAGACGGUGAAAACACCGGUCCGGAUGCACUAAGACGGGCAGAAUCCUUUGUCAUCACCAAUGCUGAGUUUGACGAAUUUCUCCGAAGACACAAGGAUGUCGAAUGCUUGGUGCCAGAAUCUAACGAAAAGAUGCAGAAUUCGUACCUGAUCCUUGACGAAUAUAGGCGGUUUUUGGACUGCACGAAGGGUGCAAAAGAACCCUCGAGAUCUGUUCUGGACGUAGGCGUGGAGAAUGCGCUGAAUUUCAGCGGCUUCGACGAGAAAAUGUUCUUGUUUUGAAGGCCUGUCGAUUACAUAGAGUAAUUAAGAUGUUCUACCAAAAAAACGUUCGAACAAGGGAUGACAAACCAUAAAUUUCUCUUGGACUCGUUGAUAUGGAUGAUGUAUAUAUUCUUGGGUAAACCGUUCGAUGAAAUAAGAUUCUUUUACUUAUAUGAGCCUUGUUCUGAGAAAACUGGUCUUAAUGCGUGUGCGUAAAGUGUCAUCCCAGAUUA